Hyaena hyaena (striped hyena) is the source of this 366-nucleotide messenger RNA. RefSeq names its product apelin receptor early endogenous ligand (gene APELA). Gene Ontology annotation, molecular function: apelin receptor binding. Gene Ontology annotation, biological process: heart development; apelin receptor signaling pathway. The transcript is spliced from 3 exons. Lineage: Eukaryota; Metazoa; Chordata; Mammalia; Carnivora; Hyaenidae. The coding region runs from base 1 to 165 and encodes 54 amino acids. The record is from RefSeq and is a predicted model, not a curated record.
AUGAGGUUGCAACAAUUCUUUUUUGCAUUUUGUAUUUUUGUGAUGAGUCUUCUUCUUAUCAACGGACAGAGACCAGCUAACUUGGCAUUAAGAAGAAAAUUGCACAGACACAACUGCCUUCAGAGGAGAUGUAUGCCUCUCCAUUCCCGGGUGCCCUUCCCCUGAGAUCUUCGCUAGCUAACCUCACCUGGUCUGCCAGAAGAGUCGUGAAGAAAAGAUACCCACCCACGCCAUAGAGUGACUGCUUAGAAGUUCCUGUACGAAAAGGAAUCAUUUGAAAGUACCUGCGAUGGUUUAUUAGUUUUACAGGAUUCUCUUUUUCCUAGUUUCUCUUUAGAGAGGAAAAUAACAUAAAUUCAAAAGCAA